This is a messenger RNA of Fonsecaea monophora, 852 nucleotides long. RefSeq lists its product as hypothetical. Lineage: Eukaryota; Fungi; Ascomycota; Eurotiomycetes; Chaetothyriales; Herpotrichiellaceae. The transcript is spliced from 2 exons. Gene Ontology annotation, cellular component: membrane. Gene Ontology annotation, molecular function: iron ion transmembrane transporter activity. The coding region runs from base 1 to 852 and encodes 283 amino acids. The record is from RefSeq and is a predicted model, not a curated record. Gene Ontology annotation, biological process: iron ion transmembrane transport.
AUGAACACCGUGUCUGUCGAAAGAGAUUGGGUCGUGGUCAUUGCUGGUGAAAACGAGGCGAUUCUCCGAACGCUCAAUUCUCAGAUGCGUCGCAUCGACCUUUUCUGUAAACUCUGCAGCCCUCUGCUCAUCGCAUCAUUGGAAAGUUAUGAUACAAAAGUCGCCAUUGUCGUAAUGGGCAGUGUCAACGCCGUCUCUACCAUUGCAGAAUAUUCCUUCAUUGAAAGGGUAUAUGCGGCGGUCCCGAAACUUGUGCGCGGCUGUACGCCUCCCGUCAGAAACCAUGGGAGCGGUGAUGACCUGGAACAAGAAUCGGCGUCCGUUCCACAUGAUGUUGUCAGACUGUCAUUGUGGCGAGAUUUGAACAUCUACACAUCUCAGGGAGCCUUCCUGCCCUCCGUCUCACUGUCCAUCCUGUACCUAACGGUCUUGUCCUUUUCUGGACAAAUGGUUACCUAUCUUCUGGCCAGCGGGUAUACCUCGACCAUGAUUGCGGUGCUGCGUUUGAUAUCAACUGGGUGUGAGAUGUCGGCCACUUGGAUGGCACCGUCCGUCAUGGGUUUGAUUGGGCCCAUCAGAUCCGGCCUUUGGUUCCUUAACUUUCAGAUGGUCUGUCUAGCCAUCGCCCUCAGUUUCUUCUGGAUGGCAGGGUCGCCAGUAUGGGCAGCUUCUGGACUGAUCGUCGGCACGAUCCUUAGCCGCGUUGGUCUUUGGGGAUUUGAGCUAUCGGCACAAGUCAUUAUUCAAGAGCAAGUCGAACCAGAAUUCCGUGGGUCUUUCUCGACAACCGAAUCCUCGAUUCAAAAUAUCUUUGAGCUCUGCGCAUAUGCCUCGACCAUUCCGUUUACAUAG